GCGGACGCUGCGGAGCUGGGCUUCCCGGGCGCUGCGCCGCGACAGGCCCGGGAGCCCCGCCUCCAGCCCGGGGUUGCCAAGGGCGCAGCGUUGGGCCUGGCCUCGGGGUAACGCGUCUCUCAGUUCCCUUUGCUGGCGUCCCGGAGGCGGCCCUCAGCCCCACUCCGCGCCCUCAGCUCGCGGAACCUGCCUGAACCCGAAACCCCUUCUCCGAGGCGCCGGGAUUUCCUCGGUCGGCCUGGGGGGAGGGGCGGGGCGGUCGCUGGCUGGUGUCCCAGACGCCAGCCGGCAGGGAGCGGGUGGGGCCUUGGGGCUCCGGGCCCAACCCUUGUUCGGAGCUGGGGAGCCCUCUAAAGAGCGGAAACAACCCCCCUCCCCCAAGGUUCCUGGGCCCAUUCUUUGGGCCUUGGGGGAGAUGCCGGCGAGAGGUGGAUGGGUUAGGCUCGGUGCGCUGUUUCUCCCGCUGGGAGUGGAGACCCUCCCCUUCAGAAGUGAGAGCCCCUGUUGUGGCCAAGUUCUGGCGUUCUUUGGCCUCGGGGUGUUCAGUGGCACCUGAGAACCCCUGUGGGGUGGGUGGGCCGCGAUGUCAGCCCCGGGUCUGCAGGAGAAGCCUGAGUCCUGUGCUGAAACCCAGCACUGGGUUUCAGUGGCCCACCCGCCAACCACUCUUUCCCCGGAGCUACGAGUGGAGAUAUGUGUCGAGGGCAAUAUUGCAAGCGGGAAGACGACGUGCCUGGAGUUCUUCUCCAACACAACGGACAUCGAGGUGUUAACGGAGCCCGUGCCCAAGUGGAGAAAUGUCCGAGGCCAUAAUCCUCUGGGUCUGAUGUACCGGGACGCCUGUCGAUGGGGCCUCACGCUGCAGACAUAUGUGCAGCUCACCAUGCUGGACCAGCACACUCGUCCUCAGACAUUGCCUGUACGGUUGAUGGAACGGUCGAUUCACAGCGCAAGAUACGUUUUUGUAGAAAACUUGUAUAGAAGUGGGAAGAUGCCUGAAGUGGACUAUGUGGUCUUGUCGGAAUGGUUUGACUGGAUUGUGAGGAACAUCGACGUGUCCAUUGACUUGAUAGUUUAUCUCCAGACCACUCCUGAGACCUGUUACCAGAGGCUAAAGAUGAGAUGCAGGGAAGAGGAGAAGGUCAUUCCACUGGAAUACCUGGAUGCUAUUCACCACCUGUACGAGGAGUGGCUCAUCAAAGGGAGCCUUUUCCCCGUGGCGGCCCCUGUUCUGGUGAUUGAGGCUGACCAUGACAUGGAGAAAAUGUUAGAACUCUUUGAACAAAACCGGCACCGAAUACUAAUUCCAGAGGAUCGGAAGCUUGGUCCAUAGGACGGGGAAGAUCAUGCCAGAGAAAUGCCCGCUGCUGCCAAGUUAGCUCUCACGAGCAGUUUGGAACAAUCCACUCUCGGGAGGGCUUUCUAUCUGGGCACAUUUGUCUUCCUAAUGGUCUUCUCUCCUUUGCCAGUGUCUUUAUCCUGGGAUUCUGGCCCUCGUGGGUAAAUGACAUGAUGGGACCAA
Molecule: messenger RNA, 1522 nt
Organism: Delphinapterus leucas (beluga whale)
Lineage: Eukaryota; Metazoa; Chordata; Mammalia; Artiodactyla; Monodontidae
Source: RefSeq, a predicted model, not a curated record